UUAGACUGUAAUUAGGGAAUCUGGUAGAACUUUCUUGGUGACGCUUGGCUUUUCUUCUGCUUUUGGAGAGAAAGUGCCUCCUUCUUCCCAGGAUCAGGACCUCUGCCAUCCAGAGCCGCAAAGAGACAUUCUGCACACGCACACGCACACACACACUCACACACGCGCACACACACUCGCCCAGAGACAAACUUAAGGUGAGGGGAAAAAGCGCUAGCUUCACUUGAUCUCCAGGUUCCAACAUCAGCAGGACUCGAGAGCAUCUGAGCUUCUGGAUUUCAGGACAAGGGAGGAAGAUUCUUUGGGCUACAAAGAUGAAGAGGCUACUUCUUCUGGUGCUGAUUUCAGUGUGCUGGGCUGAUCAUCAUUCGAACAACUACACUCUGGAUCAUAACAGAGUUAUUCACAUUCAAGCAGAAAAUGGCCCUCGUCUACUCGUGGAAGCAGAACAAGCCAAGGUGUUCUCACGCAGAGGUGGCAAUGUUACACUGCCAUGUAAAUUUUAUCGAGACCCUACAGCAUUUGGCUCAGGAAUCCACAAAAUCCGAAUUAAGUGGACCAAGCUAACUUCAGAUUACCUCAAGGAAGUGGAUGUGUUUGUUUCCAUGGGAUACCAUAAGAAAACCUAUGAAGGCUAUCAGGGUAGAGUGUUUUUGAAGGGAGGCAGUGAAAACGAUGCUUCUCUGGUAAUCACAGACCUCACCCUGGAGGAUUAUGGGAGAUAUAAGUGUGAGGUGAUUGAAGGAUUAGAAGAUGAUUCUUCUGUGGUAACAUUAGAGUUACAAGGUGUGGUGUUCCCUUACUUUCCUCGACUGGGGCGCUACAAUCUCAAUUUUCAUGAGGCGCAGCAGGCUUGUCUGGACCAGGAUGCUGUGAUCGCCUCUUUCGACCAGCUGUACGACGCGUGGCGAGGCGGGCUGGAUUGGUGCAAUGCCGGCUGGCUCAGCGAUGGGUCUGUGCAGUACCCCAUCACAAAGCCCAGAGAACCCUGCGGAGGCCAGAACACCGUACCCGGCGUCAGGAACUACGGGUUUUGGGAUAAAGAUAAAAGCAGAUAUGAUGUUUUCUGUUUUACAUCCAACUUCAAUGGCCGUUUUUACUACCUGAUCCACCCCACCAAGCUGACCUAUGAUGAAGCGGUGCAAGCUUGUCUCAAUGAUGGUGCUCAAAUUGCGAAAGUGGGCCAGAUAUUCGCUGCCUGGAAACUCCUCGGCUAUGACCGCUGCGAUGCAGGCUGGUUGGCAGAUGGCAGCGUCCGCUACCCCAUCUCUAGGCCAAGAAGGCGCUGCAGUCCCACCGAGGCUGCUGUGCGCUUCGUGGGUUUCCCAGAUAAAAAGCAUAAGCUGUAUGGUGUCUACUGCUUCAGAGCAUACAACUGAGAGUGCCUCUAGAGCACGUCAGUUUUAGAGUCAGAGAAACAUGUGAACGGUUUGUUUUUGUUUUGUUUUUUUCCCAGUAUGAACUCAUGCAAGUUACCAAAACUGUGAUAACCCUUUUUUACUUACUGUAAAGAGUCAUUUUCAUAAAAUCCAAUUCAUUAGUUUUUGUAAAGCUAUCAUUCAAUAUAUAUUAUAAAUUAAUAUAAUUUUAAGGGAAGCGCUACAUAAGGAGGGUUUAGAGCCAAACUGUUUAAGCUACAUCAUCCCAACAAAGUAUUCUUUUGUGAAUGGGGCAUGCGAUAGCUUGAGGAUUGCUAGGGUCGUACAAGGAAAGUAAAGCUACUCAGAGCAGCAGCUUCCAUAAGCACAAAUUUUACACAUUUGUACAAUUUUGAAAUGCACUACAAUACACAAAUUACAGCAACAGAUUUGAAAAAUAGGCUUCUUUACAUAAAGUGAGAUUGAGAGGUUGCACAAAACUCAGUUUCCCAAGGGAAUAGCUUACACUUUUCUAAAAGUUAAUAUUUCAAGUCUCCGAUAGAUAGAAUGUCUUACUCUUUAAAAUCCUGCCUUUAUGACCAAAAAAGAUAAAAUUUCAUAUGGACUCCAAUGCAUAGUAAUAAGCACAGUUAAAACUCCUUAACAGUCCCGUUUAUAUGAAGUAUGAAACUUAAAUAAAGCAGAUAUUUAACCAAUGAGAGAAUCCUACCUUCUAAUUAAAAUGACAUAUGUCUGAGAAGAAUUGUUUUAUCUUUUGAGUAGCUUUACUGAGUUAUAUUUAAAUCCUAAGGGCCGUUUGCUAAGCAGCAUUUAGCAUCUACUCAGGGCAGUUAUAUAGAUAAACUGCUGGACAGAAAAAUUGUAAAAUUUAGCAGCUUGAUUUUAUGUUAGCUUAUGAAAUGUUAUUGUCCUAUAAAAAUAACUUUAAACUAUUUAAUAUUUCUUUGUUAUUUACAUUACUUAAAAAAUUAAAUCAUAAAAGGAAUGAAUAAUUAUACACUUGCAUAACCAAGAAAUAAAGACCCAAAUUUCAAAAGUCUAACUAUUCCUACUUGUAUACACAUUAGAAAGCCCAACGGGUGCCUGUGUUUGGGGCAAAAAGUCCACGAUGUGCUUCUAAACCUUUGUCCAUUUAGAAAGUGUGCUCUCUGAUGGUACUUUCCUUGCUGGUCAUCAUCUGGCUUAAAUGGAAUUCUGGAGCUGUCAUCAAAGAGCUUACACUAAAAUCUUCAGGGCUUUAAAUGAUAGGUUAAGUCCAGUUUCAGAGAAACAAAGUUCCACAUUAGCAGCUCCAGUCUUAAAUAAAAGUCUGUUUUCUUAAGGGUUUUUUUGUUUGUUUGUUUGUUUUUUUUUCACUGUUGAGACCCUACAGGGACCCAUAUUUGUAUUCAAAUUCCAUUUUAUGGUUUCCCAUUGUUUCACAAUGAGUCCUAAUAAAUGGGGUUUAGGAUAAUAAUCCAAGUAUGACAUAGCUGGUAUGCUUUCAUGAAUGUUUUUAUGUAGAUUUUCUCCCAUGAACAUGAGUAAAUAAAUCUGUUUCCUGAAUUGAUUGUGGUUGCAUUUAAAGCUCUGUAAUCAUUCUAAUAAAUUUACUCUAUAAAUGUAGAGUUAUAUAUGUGGAAGGUAUAGGACAAUUGGAAGUCCAUGAAAACUAUAGCUAUGUUCAUCUAUUAUCUAGACAAAAUAUUGUAAAUAAAAGUAGAUAAUUUCUUUCAUCAAAAGCAUAUCUGGAAAUUUGCAGAUGCUUUAAUAUUAAAAUAUGACAAUGUAUGCAUGCACAUUUUUAAAUUAGGAUACAUAUGCAAAUUGUACAAAAAAAUAAAUCCAAAGAGAUUGUGAAGUUUAACUCAAAACACUGUUGGUAUGAACAGAACGCACACUUACAAACUAAAAAGCCUUGAAUGGGCUAGGAUCAGAUGAAGAUACUAUUUAAAGAGGAGAAUAUCUCCAAAACAGCAACUCUAAAACCUCAAUUAUGGGGGUUAGCUCAUUGAAGGGAGCCUGUAUUUGAAGAAUUAUUACGUAUGUUACAAGAAUUUUAUUAGAAAUACAAGUGGGAACAAAUUUCUAUUGAAGUAGUUGUAUAAUUUUCAGUUAUUGCUGCAGAACUCUACCUUUAUAAUGUUAAGCAUCGUAGCUUUCUUAACUUUUCGAUACUUACUAGUAUAAGAAUUGGUGCUGAUCAAAAUUUCUGGAAUGACUGUUAGCUGAUUAAAAUCCAUACUAAUUGCAUAUCAUUUUUUUCAUUCUUGUAAAAAGAAAAUCUUACCAGAAUGAAUACUGCUGGGCAGAGUUUUUACCUCUUAUUUCACCCAAAGGAUCAGAAUCUCCAUAUCUUUUGGAUUUCUACUUGAAUGAGGGGUCUUUUUAAUGCUCUCAUUUUGCUUUUUCCACCAAAUAUCCAUUUCCUGCUUCAUCCUCCGGUGAGAAUGUCUGAAAAAGAAAGUUUAUCCUAGUCUAAUUCCUAAACAGAAAGUCAUUAUGGCACUGGCUAAUUCAGAAAUGCUACUCAGACUUGGGUUCCAAGAGUACCAGAGGGAUGAGAUGAAAGGUUGGAUUAGGAAAUCUUGCUAUGAUCAUUUUAACCAUAAUUAACAUUUGCAGUCCAUAUACGGAACAAAGUAUCUUUGCAAAUCUCACUUAGAUGCCUACAUUUGAAAACCCAAACAAAAAGAAAUAAUUCACAUAAAAAAACAGUAUAGGAAUGAAAACAAGUUAGUCACAUUAACACUGGAAGCUAUAUUUUAAUGACUGCUGCCAUAUUUUAUCACAGUAAUUUUUAGUCAAACAUGGUAUUUGUAAAUUCAAACUUUCUCUCAUAGAAAGGGGGCUGGUACCUGUUAAGGUUUUACUUUAUGCAAUAAUAUAGCCGCUUAUUAUUUUGGCAAUUAGGAUUAGACUCAAUGGAGAUUCCAACUUGGUUGCUGGCAACCAUACUGAGUUUCUUGACUUCAGUGCUCCAAAUAAUAUGGUGGUCUCCUGGAGUAACUGACCACUAAAGAAGGGAGGAUUACAAAGGAAUUACUUAUCAAUUUUCAGCAUAGAACGCUUGGAGAAAGAUCAAUGAGUAGCUGACAUUUUUGUUGAGAAGUUAACUGUCAUAGCUCACUACGGCCAGAGUAGCAAUAGUGUACAACAAAAGAAAUGAAAAAAUAUAAAAGUCACUAAACCACCUGAUUAAAAGAAAAUCAGUAUUUAAAGGCAUUUAAUACAUACUGAGUACAAAUCCGAGGAGAAAAAACAAUCUGUAUUAAAAAAAAAAAAGAAAAUGUUUUCAUUUUUCUGUAAGACAAUGGACUGGUAAACAUUAAAAGUCAAUUUUAUGUUACUGCA
Messenger RNA from Trichechus manatus latirostris (Florida manatee), 4712 nucleotides. RefSeq names its product hyaluronan and proteoglycan link protein 1 (gene HAPLN1). Gene Ontology annotation, cellular component: perineuronal net; synapse. Lineage: Eukaryota; Metazoa; Chordata; Mammalia; Sirenia; Trichechidae. Gene Ontology annotation, biological process: central nervous system development; positive regulation of neuroblast proliferation; skeletal system development. The coding region runs from base 315 to 1379 and encodes 354 amino acids. Gene Ontology annotation, molecular function: hyaluronic acid binding. The transcript is spliced from 5 exons. The record is from RefSeq and is a predicted model, not a curated record.